Messenger RNA from Fragaria vesca subsp. vesca, 800 nucleotides. RefSeq lists its product as uncharacterized. NCBI's taxonomy places the organism in Eukaryota, Viridiplantae, Streptophyta, Magnoliopsida, Rosales, Rosaceae. The coding region runs from base 98 to 655 and encodes 185 amino acids. The record is from RefSeq and is a predicted model, not a curated record. The transcript is spliced from 3 exons. Gene Ontology annotation, cellular component: nucleus.
GCACUGGAACACCUGCUGCAAUUAGGGUUUCCAAUUCGUCCCCUUUCUUCAUCAAUCCCCCAAAUUCUUCAAUUUUUUUCUCAAUUCCUCUCUAAAAAUGAAGAACCGAAACCCUAAAGACGCUGUAAUCAACGGAGACAAAUCGGAAGGCUCGAAAUCGGUGUACAAUAAGAAGAAGAACAUGAAGAGAUUUGGUAGGCAAGGCCGUUCACUCGAGAAAUCAACUAACAGCUACUACAACCCAUCUGUUAUAAAGAAGAAAAGGGAGUUCUACGAUAAUGCGAAGCAUGUGAAGAAGUAUAAGAAGUUGGUAAAGCAACAGCACACUGAUGUUCCAUUGGCUAUAAAAGCCCUCGAGGAUGAGAAUGAAACUGAAGAGGGUAGCAAGAUGAGUAAGAAUAACAAGAAGAGAAAGGAUAGAGAACCACGUAAUUUAAUAGAAAUAUAUGAGAAGAAGCAUGAAGAGCAAGAGAAGGCAAGAAUGGAGAAGGAGGCUAUCUUUCAGGCAAGGAAGGAAGAAAGAGAGAAGUCUGAAGCUCGGAGGAAGGAUAUUAGGGAGAAGAUGAUGAAGAAAACACGUAAAGGCCAGCCUGUUAUGAAGUACAGAAUUCAACAUCUUCUGGAGACUAUUCAAGGCUCUAUGAAUAAAUCAUAGUUUGUGAAUGGAUCAAACUGUUUUGAGUUAUGUACAAGUGUACUAUUCGGUUACUGCUUGAAUUCUGAACUCAACUUGGCUUGAUAAGGGCAAUUUUAGUUCCUCAAGCAAUGCAAAAACAAUUUUGAUAUUAUUAAUGUGGAAA